UUAUGGCGCAGUGAGUGUGUAUGGCUGAAAUUAUUUUUAUGACUGCAGGGUCCUGUUUCAAUCACUGGCGUCAGGCAGGCGCACGACACGAACUCAAAGUAUUUCACCUUCUGCAUAUCGCCGUAAAUAUUGCGAACAACAUAACUAGGCUACAACAACUUUUUGAGUUUUAAUUUGCCAUCAACCUAAUAGAAUCAGACGGUUCUAGUAUCCUUCACUUGUGACUUUGAGAAGGUGUCUCUGUUGGACUUGUAGGACCUAGGCUACAGUCAUUUUUUCACUCAGCUUAUGGCGGAGCUGAAGUUUUCUAACUUGUCGUGAGCGCUGAGAGCACUAGUGUUUGCUGAUGGAGCACCUCCAGGGAGCGUGGAAGACCCUGAGCAACGGCUUUGGGAUGAAGGACUCUGUGUUCGAGGGCCCCUGCCUCUCCCCCACCAUGGUUCAGGGCUUUCCCUACCAGCGCCGCUCCUCAGACGACAGCAAGAUCCCCGACUCGAAGACCAGCAGCACCAUCCGAGUCUACCUCCCCAACCAGCAGCGCACCGUGGUGAACGUGAGGCCAGGUAUGACCCUGCACAGCUGCCUGAUCAAAGCGCUGAAGGUGCGGGGUCUGCAGCCGGAGUGCUGUGCUGUCUUCAGACUGCACCCAGGACAGAGGAGUAAAAAGUCACGUAUGGAUUGGAAUACCGACUCUACCUCACUAAUUGGGGAAGAACUGCUGGUGGAAGUGUUAGAUCAUGUCCCCUUGACGACGCACAACUUUGUUCGGAAAACAUUUCUUAAGUUAGCCUUCUGCGAUAUAUGCCAGAAGUUCCUUUUGAACGGUUUCCGUUGCCAAACAUGCGGCUACAAAUUCCAUGAGCAUUGCAGCACCAAAGUGCCCACGAUGUGUGUGGAUUGGAGCAACAUCAGACAGCUCCUGUUGUUCCCUACACCAGGUGAAAGUGGGGGUCCAUCUCUUCCUCCUCUUACAUCUCGACGAAUGAGAGAAUCACUAUCCCGAUUCCCUAGCAGCUCUCUGCACCGCUACUCAACCCCUCACGCCUUCAACUACACGGCCCCCUACCCACCCACAGGGGGCACUCUGUCCCAGAGGCAGCGCUCCACCUCCACGCCCAACGUCCACAUGGUCAGCACCACCCUGCCUGUCGACAGCAGCAUGAUUGAGGAGGCAAUGCGUAAUCAUGAAGCAAUGCGUAAUCAUGACUCAGACGGGAGUUCCCCCAGCCAGAGUCCCACAAACUGGUCACAGUCUAAAACCCCAGUGCCAGACAGACGAGAAAGGGCUCCGUCGUUCAACACUCAAGAGAAACACAAAAUUCGUCCGAGGGACAAGCGAGACUCUAGUUACUACUGGGAGAUCGAGGCCAGUGAAGUGGUGCUGCACUCCCGUAUUGGCUCAGGCUCCUUCGGAACGGUAUACAAAGGGAAAUGGCACGGUGACGUAGCAGUGAAGAUCCUAAAGGUGAUUGACCCCACACCGGAACAGUUCCAGGCCUUUAGAAACGAGGUGGCUGUGCUAAGGAAAACACGACACGUCAACAUCCUAUUGUUCAUGGGCUACAUGACGAAGGACAACCUGGCCAUCGUGACCCAGUGGUGUGAAGGCAGCAGCCUCUAUAAACACCUCCACGUCCAGGAGACCAACUUACAGAUGUUCCAGCUCAUAGACAUCGCCAGGCAGACAGCUCAGGGCAUGGACUAUUUGCACGCCAAAAACAUCAUCCACCGGGACAUGAAAUCAAACAAUAUCUUCCUACACGAGGGCCUGACGGUGAAGAUUGGCGACUUUGGCCUGGCCACAGUCAAAGCCAGGUGGAGUGGUUCUCACCAGGUGGAGCAACCUUCAGGAUCCAUACUGUGGAUGGCUCCAGAGGUUAUACGGAUGCAGGACAAUAUGCCCUAUAGUUUCCAGUCUGACGUAUACUCUUACGGUGUUGUCCUCUAUGAGCUGAUGACAGGAGAGCUGCCAUACUCACAGAUAGCCAACAGAGACCAGAUCAUCUUCAUGGUGGGUCGGGGGUACCUGUCUCCAGACCUCAGUAAGCUUUAUAAGAGCUGCCCCAAAGCCAUGAAGAGGCUGGUGGCUGACUGCAUCAAGAAAAUCAAAGACGAGAGGCCUCUGUUUCCCCAGAUCCUGUCGUCCAUUGAGCUGCUCCAGCACUCCCUGCCUAAGAUCAACCGUAGUGCCUCAGAACCCUCCCUGCACAGAGCCUCCCACACCGAGGACAUCAACAUCUUCACAUCAACCUAUAGCAGGCUGCCUGUGUUCUAGAAUUACAGCACCCAACCUGCCCCUCCUACAUGCUCCUAUUCCAAAACAUACACACGUGUGCAUGACACACGCCGACACACACACGCUCACACACAGACGGAAUAUCACCGGCAAAGAGGAAGAGGACUGACUGGUAGGAAAGGUGACAGUGAAUGGGAUUUCAGUCACUGACUGAGUUGUGCCAGUGAAGGUUUUGGUGUAGAGAGCAGAGGAAAACGACCCAUUGGUUUGGAGAAGAUGAUUGGCAGUGAAGGAAAUGAAUGCCCAUUUUUAUAGGUUUAAUCAGAGGCCUACUUUUCCCCGUGGCUAAUAUGGGUGCAACGGACAGAGUGGCAAUGCAGUUAAUGAAAUAUGUGAACGAAAGCACACCUACCUGGGGACAGUGAGGCAGCACCCUCUGUGGGUCGGGAAUGCAUCCGGUUUUCAGGGGAAAUGGAAAAGAGCGCCUGUGACACGACUUCCGCUUCCACUUUGUUUGCUGGGCAAGGUGGUCAAAUGGUUAGAGCGUUGGGCCAGUAACCAAAAGGUUGCCAGAUUGAAUCCCAGAGUUGAAAAGGUGAAAAAUCUGUGUGCGCCAUUGAUGAUAAAUGUAAUGUACUGCGUCUUGGACGUUAACAAGGCGACACUCCAUCUUGACUCCUCCUCCACAUUUAGUGGAUUGGUUCAACAGUGCAGAAGAGAACCUCCCCCAGACAGUUUUUUUUUUCUCUCGUCAGGACCAGAAAGAGAAAUGUUGCUCAGGUGUUUCUUUUACGCCUGCUAUGUUAGGUUAGUGAGGUAGAGACAUUGAAGGAACCGCAGGUGAGAGAGCAGUAAAAAGCUCUCUUAUCUCUGUGCUGUGAAGCACACCUUUCAGUCUGACUGACGGGGACUCACUGCCUUGGUUUAUUAUGAAGAAUAGUUUCUCUUAAGCUGACCUCCCUGAAGAGGAGAUGAAGCCUCGACACAGACCCUGCACAACCUCACCUAGGAUGAUUCUUAUAUAAAAAAAAAAGUGUGAUGCAAUCUGUUGGUUUCUUAGGAUUAUUUGAUUGUGCAUCGUCUUAAAUCGGAUAGAGAUAUUAAAUGAUUAUCAGUGUCUUCAUCUUCAUGCUUUUAUUCUUUUUUUUUAUUCUGGAAAAUUAUAGUCUGUCAGUCUGUCACGCAUGAGUGAUUGAGGAAGACAUUUUUUUGUGUGUGCACAUUUUAACUAAAGCGAUGACUAUUUCUACGGUCCAUGUGAUUGGUUCAUGGCUUUGCUGAGAGUUCUUGUCAGUAGUUACCUACACAUUUGAAUCAGCCUUCUCUUUGGGUGAACCAUCGCAAGCUGGAUAUUAGGCAGUUCUCUUUAAUAUGUAGAAAAAUAUUUGACAUAAUUAGCAUUUUGUCUGCCAUGUCUCUUUCAGGAGGUUAAACAUUUUUAUUGUAAACGUGGUGAGAAUGUUUAUUCCAGGUUAUUUUAAUAAAAUGAAGUUAAACUAAA
Messenger RNA from Salvelinus namaycush (lake trout), 3737 nucleotides. RefSeq names its product Raf-1 proto-oncogene, serine/threonine kinase a (gene raf1a). The transcript is spliced from 18 exons. Gene Ontology annotation, biological process: signal transduction; protein phosphorylation. Lineage: Eukaryota; Metazoa; Chordata; Actinopteri; Salmoniformes; Salmonidae. The coding region runs from base 347 to 2275 and encodes 642 amino acids. Gene Ontology annotation, molecular function: protein kinase activity; ATP binding. The record is from RefSeq and is a predicted model, not a curated record. Gene Ontology annotation, cellular component: cytosol; plasma membrane; mitochondrion.